Messenger RNA from Cercocebus atys (sooty mangabey), 4081 nucleotides. RefSeq names its product dual specificity phosphatase 14 (gene DUSP14). Gene Ontology annotation, biological process: protein dephosphorylation. NCBI's taxonomy places the organism in Eukaryota, Metazoa, Chordata, Mammalia, Primates, Cercopithecidae. The coding region runs from base 1083 to 1679 and encodes 198 amino acids. The transcript is spliced from 3 exons. Gene Ontology annotation, molecular function: MAP kinase tyrosine/serine/threonine phosphatase activity. Gene Ontology annotation, cellular component: cytoplasm. The record is from RefSeq and is a predicted model, not a curated record.
CUUUCUAACUAGCAGGACCUUCGAACAUUUAACGUGUGUUAACUCGUUAGCUGUUCAUUAUGGUUUUAUAAGAGAGGGAGUUGGAGAGCAUUACCAUCCCGUUUUACAGAUGUAAAAACGAAGGCGAAGAGCAAACUCCGGGUUCCUUAGUAAGCUUAAAGGAAUAGGGACCAAGAGAUUUAACGCAGAGUCUCCUGGAAUUCCUAGUCCCUAAGGCCACUCAGAAGUAUAAUGGAAUGUUGGACCGUCUUCCCUGACAUUCUACAGAGCACUUAAGAGUCAGAGAGGCCGAGGCCAGCCGGCAACUCCAGGCCUGAGACUCAGCUCUGCCACAAAGUUAAGUCACACUGGACAAGUCACAGUUUCUCUCCGCUCAUUUCCUUCCUGCUCUCUCAAAACAGGGGAACAAAGGUGCUGUAUUCUUUGCAGAGUCGUGCGUGUGUCUGGAAGCUCCACUCCCUUGAGCUGCAAUUUGGUUAUUGUUAGUUGUUGUGGACUCAUAAAGGACCCCAGUCUUGGUUCCCUUGAGAAACGCAGGGAAGGAGGCACCCCCACAGUGAACGCCUCUUCUUCUCCAGAGACGCCUGAGAAUUCGCAUCAGGGACACUUCACAUCAGGGACAGGCCGGGGCAGAGACCCUGACCUGGGGGAGGGACGAGGGUUGCCACGAGGAGGUAGGAAGGAGCCCUGCACAGGCGGCUUGACACAUGGGCCCUAUUCCUGCCUCCAGCUCUGACUCAUCUUCUGACGCUUGGGGGAGGAGAGGUAGUUGCUUGAUAUUUUUGGCUUUCCCCCAUAAAACUGGAGACAGUUUCCUUCAUUCCAAGUCGUUUUAAUGUCAGUGUUGAACGUGUCUGUCCUGAGUUCUCAUCUGAAAGCUUUCAUAUCGGUUGACUGCAGAUCUGAUUUGUGUCCACUGUCACCAGUACUGCUCACUUAGGACUUUCUGGAUCCAGACCCAGCUGCAGCGCACACUGGACUCCUGAGGAAGAAGGAGACUGUGAUUUUGGAUUCCUUGGUGGAGGAAAAUCAAACACUCUGGUCUUGCCCCCAACGAUGCAAGUGUGACUGCUGGCGUCUUCAUGAGCUCCAGAGGUCACAGCACGCUACCAAGGACUCUCAUGGCCCCUCGGAUGAUUUCCGAGGGAGACUUAGGAGGCAUUGCUCAAAUCACCUCCUCUCUAUUCCUGGGCAGAGGCAGUGUGGCCUCCAAUCGGCACCUCCUCCAGGCUCGUGGCAUCACCUGCAUUGUUAAUGCUACCAUUGAGAUCCCUAAUUUCAACUGGCCCCAAUUUGAGUAUGUUAAAGUGCCUCUGGCUGACAUGCCGCACGCCCCCAUUGGACUGUACUUUGACACCGUGGCUGACAAGAUCCACAGUGUGAGCAGGAAGCACGGGGCCACCCUGGUGCACUGUGCUGCCGGGGUGAGCCGCUCAGCCACGCUCUGUAUCGCCUACCUGAUGAAAUUCCACAACGUGUGCCUGCUGGAGGCGUACAACUGGGUGAAAGCCCGGCGACCUGUCAUCAGGCCCAACGUAGGCUUCUGGAGGCAGCUGAUAGACUACGAGCGCCAGCUCUUUGGGAAGUCGACAGUUAAAAUGGUACAGACACCUUACGGCAUAGUUCCCGACGUCUAUGAGAAGGAGUCCCGACACCUGAUGCCUUACUGGGGGAUUUAGUGCCACCGAAGCCUGCGUCAGCAGCCCGAGUGGGACCGGUGUCUGCUCCCCGCCGUCUGCUCCCUCUCCACUGUCUUCUCAAAUGGCUGACUUCUGGUUCUCCCUCAAGUGUUUUUUACACUGGGUGUUCAAAUUUAUUUUAAGAGAGAGGGAGGGAGGGGACAUAAAGGGAAUGCAUACAUUGCUAGUCACAUUUUUAAAAUUAACAUUUUGGAAUAGUGUUUAUGAAAAUCUUUAGCUUUUAAUCAUUUUUAUCAAUUUGAACAGUUUAAUAAACUGUUUGGUUCUGCUCUCUUCUGAAUCUCAUGCCUUUGGCACCUUGGUAGGUGCAGGAGGAGCUCAGUGCAAAAAUCACUUUGGGGCCUCAUUAACCCUUUAGAGACAAGCUUCGCCCCAGGCUGCUGACCAGACAGAUGCUUAGGGAAGGUUGAUACCAGCUUCAGUCUCUACUGGAUUAGCCCUACUCUUUCCUUUCCCCUCUAUUAUUUAGUGACUCUGUAAGUUAAAUACACCCUUAUUAUUUAGCUGUUAAGUAACUAUAAUGAAAUCUGCUGCAAAAACUCUUGGAAUCCAUGUGCCCAGGAUUAUAUUAGCAUUAUUUUUAAUAAAUCUAUAUGCUUAACAUUAGAAUUUUUACUAAUAAUUUCAGGAUAUGUGUGUGUGUCGAUGAUGGAAAAAAAGGUGCUCUCCAGUAACUGCUAAAAUAUGGCUCUUAUGACAGUUGUGAACACCACUUAAAAUACACAUCCCAGCAGAGUCCCGUCGGCGCAUCACAUCCUGGUGGGUGGCAGACACACUGUCCCCAGUGCUGGGCGGUGGGAGAUAAGAGUGCACGCUCUGAUCAGGGGUGCUGGUUUUGGUUUCCUCUUCGUUAGUGGAGCACCCCAAAGCAACAUGUCCUCCAUCAGAUAAACUGGUUUUCAAUAAAAGGUGCCUCUGCUCAACUAUUACUACCUACGAAAAUGCCCUAAACCAAACCUCAGUAUAAGCGAUAAGCAAAUAACAAAAAAUGGCUGCCUUUAACUUUGGAAAUGUCACCCAGGUCACUGCUCCUGAUAAAAUGGGCGGCACCGCUCAUCAAGUACACGGUAGAAGGUGAAUGAGCUCGCCUCUGUCCCACUCCUGGGACACAACUGGGCGAAAGCUUUCCACAUGCCCCCAAAUAACCACUGUCCUAGGGUGUGCCUGCCUUCUGGAUGGAGGGCCUCCUGGGAGUCUGCCCGUGCGAUGGGAACCGGUCGCAGCCCUGCUCUUUGGCCUCAUUUGUCAGGGACGUUGUAGCUUGCGCACCAGAGGACUCGUUUUCUAGAUUUUUUGGGUCCGUUUUGGCAGGAAGCCAUACAUAGGCCAGUAGCUACAUACUUAGACAAAUAUCCACAAAACAUUUUACCUGGGUUGUGGCAAUGGUUUUUUCCAUCUAAGUUCUACCUUUUAUUGCUUUAUACCCCUGGCUGCCCACUGUUAUAAACAUGCAUCAUUAUUCUCUAGAAAAAUUAAAAGGAAAAAAAUUAAUAGUUUCUAUGAGAAAUCAGAGGAACCAACAAAUGCUGUAAGAUCAAAAACAAACAAACAAACAAACAAAUAAAUAAUCCAGGGAGGCUCUGGCUGCUUUAGUAUGAGGCUGAGCUUUGAGUCUGGGAGUUUCUGAAUAAGAGCCCCCAAAUAACCAUUGUCCUAGGGCAAGAAGACACCUGGUGACCGAGGUUCUUCAUAAUUAAUGAAAAUCACCUGUAGAAUUCCUGGCAAGCAGCACUGCGGGGCUGUGACUAAGAGUUCUUUGCACACAGGAAGCUGAACACCUUUGUAAUCUUAAGUGCAUGGGCCCCUGUUCAUCCUCGUGACUUGCAUCUACGUGAAAUCAACCCAACAAAGACCAGACCAAGAAAAGGUUUAGUAGCCUGACAUUCUUCUACACUUGUAUUUUGGUGAGGGAAGUUUAACAGUGGGUGAUUUCAGAACAGACCCUGAAAAUAUUUUAAAGGUAAAGCUUUAUAAUACCUAAACAUAUCAAUUAGAGCAGUUGUUUAUUAAAAUACGAACAAGGGAAAAACCACACCAUCUUUUAAAAUUACAGGCCUGAAUUCCACAUCACACAGAAGACAACGCAUUUUGCUACGGACCACAGCAUUCACUGGUUAAUAACGCCACAGCUACAAAGUAAUGAGAUGUCCCACAAGAAUACUUUUUUAACCACUUAUAUUCACAUCAACAUAUAAAUAAUGGAAUUAAGUAAAAACUUCAUUAUAAUGCUAUUUUGUUAGAAAAGUAUUCGUAAAGUGGCAUUUUUCCCCCCAAGAGCUGUUUCACUUAAGCUUUAUUUCCUCGGCCUUGCAAGGGGCGGGCCUUUCAGUAUUGUUAUUUCGUGCACACUCACCUGAAGAAAUAAGUAAUUUAAACUUAAA